AUGUCUGCGACUAUUACGCAACUGGUACGCCGCAUUGCCGCGCCGGCGGUGGCUGCGUCUCUUCUGAAGGAAGAGCUGUGCUUGGCCCUUGCCGCCGUCGCCCAACUGCGGCCGACCCUCUCUAUCGCGACGGGUGAAAGAGCUACUGCCUCUCCCCUCUCCACCGAGGCCCUUGCGCGACGCAGCUUGCGAGUGUUGCCUCGCUGCGCCCCGCAAGAGGUGCGAAUGAUUGCCCAUGGUGCGAACGCCUUGCAGUGGUUUUUGACUCCGUCACUGCUCCUGAUAGACGCGCUUGCGCGCACGCUCUACACGCACAUCGUGAAGUGGAGCCAGCCGGCGACAGAAGGGAAGUCCGUAGCGAAGCACAAAGUGCGGCUGAGUGACAUACUCGCCGUUAUUCAGUUGGCGACGGAGGCGCAGCGCUACUUCGACGCUACGAUCUUCCUGUUGGCCACACAGCAUGCAGUGGAAGUCGGCGGUCAGUCGACGGACAUGUCAGCAGCGCUCGCCGAAGAGUUUGUGGCGAUUGUGUGCGGGUACGCUGGGGAGGAGGACGGCGCGGCCGCGGUGGGACGGCUGGUCGCGCGUCUCGAGGGAUCGUCCACUGUUGCCUCCAACUCUCCUGGCCUUGACGUGCUGAGGGCCAGCGUGCGUGACCGACCGCUAAAAGUCGCUGACCGGUGGAUGGUGUCGUACACGCAGUGGGCGCAGCAGCGCCGCAGCGUUCUCGAGACUGUCCGGGCCCCUGCGGACGCUGCAGCGGCGACCCAUACUGAAGGUGGAACCGUUCGCACACCGAUUCAGCUCCUGAAGGCGCGGCACGACGUUUGGCAAGUCGUUCUCACCCUCCUUGCGGAAAAGGAAUACGUCACGGACGACCGUCUGCAGCGGACUCUCGAGGCAGUAAGGCUGCUUCACAUCCAGGAUCCGGUGACGCUGUCGACUCUCGACAGGACGGUGGCACUCCGAGCAAUGUCACCAACCUUGCCGAGUGCAAUGCUCACCAACUACGAAAACUUCGUGUACGCGCAGGCGCAAUACUACCCGCAUGCGCUGGCUGCCUUGAAGCAGGGGGAUGCGGUCACUGCAGCAGCUGUGACAGGUGCCCAAGAAGCGACCGGCGCGAGAUCCUCCCCCUCUUCUCGACCGACUGCCGGGACGCUUCAGCAUGUCUCAGUGAUCCAGCGCGUGUACAGGGAUGCCGUUGCCGGCGCUGUCGUUUCAGAGAAGGACCUCUUUCAGCUUAGCACCACCGUAGACACGUCCUCGGCAGACGAGGUCGCCAUGGCCACUUACGUGUUUGCACGCGGGAAGGAGCUGCCGUCGGACUUGCUGAUGUGGCUGCCAAAGCGGUUGACGUCGCUGACGCUGGAGGGUGUUGUGGCACUUGUCCGUGCAAGCCGCCACGACCGUCGCGGCGCACUGGCUAGAGUGCUGCCGGUGUGUCUGCGCAAUUCCGUCCACUUGCAAGAGUGCAUUUUGUCUGCCCCCACAAUGGUUCUGGUAGAGCUGGUCGAGGCCCUCGGCCGGCCACUCCCCCGGUGGACGGCACCAAGCGACCAGGCGAGUUCCUUGGAAGAGCAGGUCUUCGACAUGGUGGUCGCACACCUCUUGCUACAAGUGGAGCAGAUGCCGCUGCCUGCACUUCUGUCUGUGAUGAAGAUCGGCGGCUGUCGCCUCGCUAGAACGGAUGACCUCAUGCAAGCUGUGUGCGGCCGCGUCGCCGACCACCUCGUAGCGGCAGUGACUCCACCAUCUAUCUCCCUCUGCCUGGAAGUUCUGGCGUCGUUACAGUUGGGUAACUGUAGGCAGGAGCGACUUCUGGACCUUCUCGCCGAUGCCAUUGCAGCGCACUUUUUUCCCAUGUCGCAGCUCACCACCAGUGCGGACGCGCCACGCCUCGCAGCCCUGCUGCGCUUUGCGACGACUCAGUUGAAGUACGGCUCGCCAGAGAUGGCGGCGGUGGGCACAAACCUUCUGCAGAGGGUACGGCAAGGAGACUGGGACUCGUUGCCACCGGAGGCGCUGGUGGCAGCAGCUCUCUUCGCUCUCGACAGCAGCACUCUCGUUUCAUCCGCGGUAUCGCUGGAACUCCCGCACGCAGUGGUGGCGCACUUGGUGGCGGCGCAGCGCUUGGCGAGCACUGUGACCGUUGACUUGGCCAUCGCCCUUGUCGAGCUACUCGAGCUCAUCCCCACUGUGGACGCAGAUCAUGCCCAGGCGCUCGUGACGUGUGUGCUGCCGGUUGCUUCGGCGCUCUCUCCACCGGUGGUAGCUCGGCUGCUGUUUGUGCGGCAUCGCAACUCCAUAGCAGCAGUAGCCGCUACUGCGCCUUCGGCAGAUGUCGCAGCAGAGCUCUACACCACUGUCGGCAAGCAUGUGCUUGGCCUCCCUCCCGAGACGUUUACCGCCCUGUGCGUCGUUGCUGCGCGCCCUGGCUUCGAGGCGGCACUCGCCAACCUUCUCGUUGACAUGUUGCCCCUCAUGGCCGACGCCCUCUCGGCACACCAGCUAAGUCGGUGCGUGUUUGGACUAGGGGAGAUGACGGAUGCGGGCCAGCGUCUCUCGCAUCAAGUCAUGACGGAGGCUCUCUCCGACUACGUCGUCGACAACCUUGAGUUGUUCACCAGCGCCUGCGACAUCGCUACCCUUCUGCACGGCUUCGCCAAGUUGCAGUGCACGAAGCGCCACCUCUACAGCGUCUUCGCCACGCAACUCCUGCGCCGUCCCAUCAAGUCGACUUUGGACUUCCGCUCGAUCAGUUUGCUCUUCUUCGCGUUCGGCAGUGUGAGGUUUGUGAACAAGGACCUCAUGGACCUUCUCUGUCGUGUCUUCGUCGCCCACAUCGACAGUCUUGCCGCCCCAGAUGUGCUCAUGUCGCUUCGCGGACUCAGUCGCAUGAAUCUUCUGAACGACAGCUUUUACCGUAAGCUCGGCAUGAAGGCGGCUGAGCUUGUUGACGAGUUCCCGCUGCAGGCGCAGUGCGAUCUCCUCCACGCGUACGGCGCUGUGGAGGAGGCUCAUCCCAAACUGGCAGAGACGCUCUCGAAACGCAUUGCCGCGGCGGUGGAGUCGUUGCCCUCUGUCUCCGUCGCCACGGACGUGCUGACGUCGUUGUGGCUCAUGGGCACUAACAUGGUGACGAACGAGAGCAUAGAAACGAUUGUCAACUACGUGGUGCGGAACGCGAGUGAACUGACCGGGUCGGACAUCAGGAAGCUGUGCUCCAUUACGCUCAAUCAAAACUGGAAGCACCCCGAGCUGCUGCACGGCAUGGCAGCACGUGCCAUCGCGUUGCAGGAGGAGCAGCAGCUAGAGGCCACCACCGCGCGCGCGGUGCUGGACACGCUGAGCUCGCAACUUGUUUUCCACCAGGCGGCGCGUGUUCAGCUGUCGCACUUGGCUCGCACCGUGAGCAAAGAGACGGUUCUGCUCUCCGGAGAGGAACAGGAGCAGCUGAACCUCAUCACGAGCAACUAA
This is a messenger RNA of Leishmania braziliensis MHOM/BR/75/M2904, 3480 nucleotides long. RefSeq lists its product as hypothetical. The record is from RefSeq and is a predicted model, not a curated record. NCBI's taxonomy places the organism in Eukaryota, Euglenozoa, Kinetoplastea, Trypanosomatida, Trypanosomatidae. The transcript has a single exon. The coding region runs from base 1 to 3480 and encodes 1159 amino acids.